Molecule: messenger RNA, 1609 nt
Organism: Harmonia axyridis
Lineage: Eukaryota; Metazoa; Arthropoda; Insecta; Coleoptera; Coccinellidae
Product: protein mono-ADP-ribosyltransferase PARP12-like
Exons: 1
Coding region: 97-1008 (303 amino acids)
Molecular function (GO): NAD+ poly-ADP-ribosyltransferase activity
Source: RefSeq, a predicted model, not a curated record
UAGCCAUGAAUGUAAUUCCCCAAUUGUUAUUAGCAACGUAAUAUAUGUAAAGUAAUCGUAUAGAAACUAAAAACUUAUCUCAAUUAAGGUUUAAAUAUGGGAGGAUUAUUUUCCAGCAGUGAAAACAAAGAGGUUCCUUCAUAUCGUGAAGUUAAAAGAUUAGAAACAGAAACAUAUCUCCGACAACGAAAUGAAACAAACGGUUAUACAUGGUCUGUAGCCAGAAGAGUCGCUGAUCGUAAUCAGAGACACUUUUUACAUGAUUAUAAUGCUACAAGAGCGCAACAGAACAGGGUAGAAGUAGCAAGACAAAGCCUCAGCCUUCGUCAAAGAAAUGAAUAUAGAACGAAUUCAAUUGAACAUUCAAAUGUCCAAAGAACAAGUUAUGAUCCGAACUAUUUUCCUGUUUGUGAAAAACUUCCAUACAGAUCUCCACCUGCAUAUAGAAUUUUGCAGAUUUCCAAUUAUGACCCUGAAUACCAUGAUGUCAAAAAAAGAUUCACUAACAGACGAAUUAUAAUAGACAGCAUUGAGAAAAUUGAGAACAAAUUCUUAGAACUUAGUUAUUCCUAUAAGAAACAACAGAAAUUGGAAUUAUUUCCUGAUUUAGAAGAACUGGAGUUAUUUCAUGGGACCAAGUGGAUACAUGCAGACAGUAUCUGUACGAAUAAUUUCAAUUGGAGGCUACAUGGUACAGGAACAGGACAGAGGUUUGGUCAAGGUGUGAGUUUUUCUUGUAAUGCAAUGUAUGCUUCAAACUAUUCAAAAGAUCAAGAUGAUAAAGUAAUGUUCAUUGCUAAAGUAUUAAUAGGAGAAACAUGUUUGGGUGACCCUUCCAUGAUACUGCCGGAAGAAGGUAGCGAUACAUCCACAAAACAGGAUGAUAACAUUGUUAUAGUAAAAUAUGAAGACAAUGAAUUUUACCCCAUUUAUAGAAUCAGAUACCACAUGAAUUCAGCAUUAGGAAAUCUGAAAAUUCGAAAUUCAGCAAAAUAUUAUGAAAUAUGAUUGGAAUAAGAGCAUUGAAGAAAUAUUGAAUUCAUCUAAGGCCCUAUGAAUUUAUUAUUUUUUAUGAUGGAAUCAUUAGAAAAAAAAUUAUUAACCUAUCUGAACGCUCUACAGGGCCCAAAUCCAUUUGAGAAUUUUUAAACACAAUUUAAAAAAAUUUUCUUCAAGUUCUUUGAAAAAAAAUAUUUAGGAAACCUAUAAAAAUCACAUUUGAAUUUGCAGUAAUAACCCAAACUGAAGAGAAUUUCCCAUUGUUGUGUUUUUUUCAAUGACAAAUACUAAAUAUUGAAUUAAUUCAUUGUUAUUGUUAAGUGAAUACUAAUGAUUUCAAAAAAUUGCAGCAGUUUGGAUAGUGUAAUGUAAAAUUUAUUUACAAAGUACAUAAAUUGAGUUUAAUUAUAUAAUCUUAACAGUAUCUACAAUAAAUAGCAAUUAACAUAUUUGAUGCAAUAUUUACCUAUACAUAUUGUGAAUUUAAAUUACUAAUAAUAAAUAGAAGUAAGAUUACGUUAAUCCUAGAAUGAAAAAAAAAAUUACAUUUAGAAGUGAUCUUCUCAGAAAAUUAGAAUUGACUAUAGAACAAAUAUAGUGUUGCAUAUAA